AUGAGACCAGCACAGUUACUAUUGAAUACAGCCAAAAAAUCAUCUGGUGGCUAUAAAAUACCCGUUGAAUUGACACCGUUAUUUCUCGCUGUCGGUGUAGCUUUAUGUUCUGGGACUUAUUUCACAUAUAAGAAAUUAAGAACCGACGAGACCUUGAGAUUAACAGGCAACCCAGAAUUAUCCAGUUUAGAUGAAGUUCUUGCUAAAGAUAAGGAUUAA
Saccharomyces paradoxus is the source of this 219-nucleotide messenger RNA. RefSeq names its product Mra1p (gene MRA1). Bases 1 to 219 code for a protein of 72 amino acids. The record is from RefSeq and is a predicted model, not a curated record. Lineage: Eukaryota; Fungi; Ascomycota; Saccharomycetes; Saccharomycetales; Saccharomycetaceae. The transcript has 2 exons.